AUGUCUCACAGAAAGUUCGAAGCUCCACGUCACGGUCAUCUAGGUUUCUUGCCAAGAAAGAGAGCCGUCUCCGUCAGAGGUAGAGUCAAGUCAUUCCCAAAGGAUGACAAGACCAAGCCAGUCGCUUUAACCUCCUUCUUAGGUUACAAGGCCGGUAUGACCACCAUUGUCAGAGACUUGGACAGACCAGGUUCCAAGUUCCACAAGCGUGAAAUCGUCGAAGCCGUCACUGUUGUCGACACUCCACCUGUCGUUGUUGUCGGUGUUGUCGGUUACGUUGAAACCCCAAGAGGUUUGAGAUCUUUGACUACUGUCUGGGCUGAACAUUUGUCCGAUGAAGUUAAGAGAAGAUUCUACAAGAACUGGUACAAGUCUAAGAAGAAGGCUUUCACCAAGUAUUCCGCUAAGUACGCUCAAGAUGGUGCUGAAAUUGAAAAGGAAUUGGCUAGAAUUAGAAAGUACGCUUCCGUCGUUAGAGUCUUGGUCCACACUCAAGUCAGAAAGACUCCAUUAGUUCAAAAGAAGGCUCAUUUGGCUGAAAUUCAAUUGAACGGUGGUUCCAUCUCUGAAAAGGUUGACUGGGCUCGUGAACAUUUCGAAAAGACCGUCGCUGUCGAUGCCGUCUUUGAACAAAACGAAAUGAUUGACGUUGUUGCUGUCACCAAGGGUCACGGUUUCGAAGGUGUUACCCACAGAUGGGGUACCAAGAAGCUACCAAGAAAGACCCAUAGAGGUUUGAGAAAGGUUGCCUGUAUCGGUGCUUGGCAUCCAGCCCACGUUAUGUGGACUGUUGCUAGAGCUGGUCAAAGAGGUUACCAUCACAGAACUUCUAUUAACCACAAGGUUUACAGAAUCGGUAAGGGUGAUGAUGACUCUAACGCUUCUACCAACUUUGACAGAACCAAGAAGACUAUUACCCCAAUGGGUGGUUUCGUCCACUACGGUGAAAUCAACAACGAUUUCGUCAUGGUUAAGGGUUCCAUUCCAGGUACUAGAAAGAGAGUUGUUACUUUGAGAAAGUCUUUGUACACUAACACUUCCAGAAAGGCCGUCGAAGACGUUCAAUUGAAGUGGAUUGACACUGCUUCCAAGUUCGGUAAGGGUAGAUUCCAAACUGAUGCUGAAAAGCGUGCUUUCAUGGGUACUUUGAAGAAGGACUUAUAA
Naumovozyma castellii is the source of this 1164-nucleotide messenger RNA. It is a transcript of the gene RPL3, whose product is annotated as 60S ribosomal protein uL3. Lineage: Eukaryota; Fungi; Ascomycota; Saccharomycetes; Saccharomycetales; Saccharomycetaceae. The coding region runs from base 1 to 1164 and encodes 387 amino acids. The record is from RefSeq and is a predicted model, not a curated record. The transcript has a single exon.